CUCAGUACACACACACACACAACACACACACACACACACACACACACACACACACACACACGCACAGACACACACACGCACACACACACACACACCCGGGAGUUAUUCUCACUGUCCUGAGACAACACGCAGCAGUCAAAGCGUUUGAACAUGUCCUUCCUGCUGAUCGUGGCGUUGGCGUUGGCGCUGGGCUUCCUCCGGACCGGUCUGGCUCAGGACGAACGGUGUGUGGACUUGAUGAAGGACAGCAGCUGCCAGUCAGACGGUCCCAGGUUCUUCUACAACAGCACCAGCUCCAGGUGUCAGAGGCUCGCCGGGGGCUGUGGGUCCAACAGGAACACAUUUAAGACUCUGGAGAGCUGUGCAACUCUCUGCCAUACGGUGGUUUGUUACCGGCCCGUGGAAUACGGGGCUUACCCCCCCAUUCGCUUCAGCCACCACACCGACAACAUAGGCAAGCCUAAAGACACCACCGUCAACUUCUACUUCUACAACGUGUCCAGUGGGAGCUGUGAGGGAUUUCACUUCAGAGGCAGUGCGUCCAACGGGAACAUCUUUUGGACCGUGAAGGAGUGUGAAAGUCUCUGUGGUGAUGUCAAAGAACGGUGUGUGGACUUGAUGAUGGACAGCAGCUGCCAGUCAGACGGUCCCAGGUUCUUCUACAACAGCACCAGGUCCAGGUGUCAGAGGCUCGUCGGGGGCUGUGGGUCCAACAGGAACACCUUUAAGACCCUGGAGAGCUGUCAGGAUCUCUGCUAUGGAAAUGCUACUACAAGCAGCCCACUGACUGAGGAUCCAGGCAGACCACUCUCUGAGGAUCCAGGCAACUCAGACUUUAAUAUUCUGUUCGGGAUCAUCGUGCUGAUGGUGGUCUUUAUGGUUAUUGUCACCUUUGUCGCCAUUGUCGUCCUCGUCGUGCAAUACUGCAGACGUGCAUCUUCCAACGGAUACCGGCUGUUGGGUUCUGGUCCGUGAGCGGUCCUAGUCGGCGUCCGUGGAGGGAGAAGCCAUCGCAUGUGUUUAUUUCUGAAUCAAUUAAAUUAUAUUCUGUAUUUUGGAUAAAGAUCGGGAAAAUUCCUCAUUCUCUGUUGGUUUUUGAUGUAUGUUUGUUGGGUUAGGGUGAAGCCGGAGACUUCAGAAGACAAAUCAUAUUCUCACUUUACUGAAUUAUUCUCCGUGUUUAUACGUAGUCGUGGAUUUCUGUUUCUGGGUUUUCAAAACAAAUGCAAAGCAAACUUUUCACGUGGCGAUAUUACGUACAAAGUCGAUGCAAAGACAGUUUUUUUUCCAGCAUUUUGGAAGCUUUUUUUUUUUUUUUUUACA
This is a messenger RNA of Perca fluviatilis (European perch), 1323 nucleotides long. Its product is annotated as carboxypeptidase inhibitor SmCI-like. Gene Ontology annotation, molecular function: serine-type endopeptidase inhibitor activity. The transcript has 8 exons. The record is from RefSeq and is a predicted model, not a curated record. NCBI's taxonomy places the organism in Eukaryota, Metazoa, Chordata, Actinopteri, Perciformes, Percidae. The coding region runs from base 151 to 975 and encodes 274 amino acids.